AGACGCUUAGGGAUCGGUUUUCUUCUUUCUUUCCCGGAUCGCGCUCCUCUCCCGAACGCUCCCACCCUACUAGCACUGCUGGCGAUCCCUCCUGGGCAGUCACUCCGAGAAGGGGCUGCUCCGGCCUUGGGGUGCGGCCGUACCCGGAUGUGGAGUCGCUCUCGCCCGGCGGGGGCUCUGUGGCGGGGCGGAGCGCGGAGGCGUGCGCGGGGCCAGAGAGAAGGGGGCCCCUGGGCCCGGGCGCUCGCCGGACGCCGGGAGGUACCAGCGCUGCCCGCCGGGGAGGAGGCGCCAGCGCUCGGCCUCCUACCCCGGGGCGAGGGACCGGGGGCGGGCGAAGGCCGGUCGUUCGGCUGGCCCGCCGCGGCCCUCGCCAGGCCCCCCGGGCGAGCCUCCCCCGGCCCUCUGCGUUCCCCGCGCUCCCGGCCGGGGGAGAGCGAGGUUUCCUGGCGGCCCUCGCUGUAGCCCGGCCGGGGAGCCCGGAGGAAGCGGGACAGUCCCCGCCCCCGGCCCCCUCCGCUCUGCCCGCUCGCCGCCGCCUCCGCCUCCGCCUCUGAGCCUCUGCGGGCCGGCUUCCCGUCCGAGCCGGGGGCGCGGCGGCGACGGCCCGGCCGCGGCGGGGGGCUCCGUGGAGCCCGGGCCGCCGCCCCCGUGAGUUACUCCCACGUCCCCCGGGGCUCGCUGCCGCCCCCGCCGGCGCCGAGAGUCCGGCCCGGGCCCAACUCCCUCACGGGCCCUCCGGCAGCGGCGGCGGCGGCGGCGGCAGCGGCGGAGCCCACCGCCCGGGCCCCGAUGAGUAACUCCCGCAACAACCGCGUGAUGGUGGAAGGGGUCGGGGCCCGCGUAGUGCGUGGCCCGGACUGGAAGUGGGGGAAGCAGGACGGUGGCGAAGGCCAUGUGGGCACCGUGCGGAGCUUCGAGAGUCCCGAGGAGGUGGUGGUGGUGUGGGACAACGGCACCGCCGCCAACUACCGCUGCUCCGGGGCUUACGACCUGCGCAUCCUGGACAGCGCGCCCACCGGCAUCAAGCAUGAUGGAACUAUGUGUGAUACCUGCCGCCAACAACCAAUCAUUGGCAUUCGAUGGAAGUGUGCAGAGUGUACAAACUAUGACUUAUGCACAGUGUGCUAUCACGGAGAUAAGCAUCACUUAAGGCAUCGCUUUUACAGAAUUACUACACCAGGAAGUGAGCGGGUUCUGUUAGAAUCUCGUAGAAAAUCUAAGAAGAUAACAGCCAGAGGAAUUUUUGCAGGUGCCAGAGUGGUACGAGGAGUUGACUGGCAGUGGGAAGAUCAAGAUGGAGGAAAUGGGCGUAGGGGAAAGGUAACAGAAAUCCAGGACUGGAGUGCAUCAAGCCCACAUAGUGCAGCUUAUGUUCUCUGGGAUAAUGGUGCUAAAAACCUUUACAGAGUUGGCUUUGAGGGCAUGUCUGAUCUGAAGUGUGUCCAGGAUGCCAAAGGAGGUUCUUUCUACAGAGAUCAUUGUCCUGUACUAGGUGAGCAAAAUGGCAACAGAAAUCCUGGUGGACUCCAGAUUGGUGACCUGGUCAAUAUAGAUCUUGACCUAGAAAUUGUACAGUCUUUGCAGCAUGGCCAUGGAGGAUGGACUGAUGGAAUGUUUGAGACUUUAACUACAACUGGAACUGUUUGUGGCAUUGAUGAAGAUCAUGACAUUGUAGUACAGUAUCCAAGUGGCAAUAGGUGGACCUUCAAUCCUGCUGUUCUCACAAAAGCAAACAUUGUCCGAAGUGGGGAUGCUGUGCAGGGUGCAGAAGGAGGCACUUCACAGUUUCAAGUGGGGGAUCUUGUACAAGUUUGUUAUGAUCUAGAAAGAAUUAAACUUCUACAAAGAGGACAUGGGGAAUGGGCUGAAGCCAUGCUUCCAACUUUAGGUAAAGUUGGCCGAGUACAACAGAUUUAUUCAGACAGUGAUUUAAAAGUAGAAGUUUGUGGAACAUCUUGGACAUAUAAUCCAGCAGCAGUUUCCAAGGUGGCAUCUGCAGGAUCAGCCAUUAGCAAUGCAUCUGGUGAAAGACUCUCCCAACUCCUGAAGAAGUUAUUUGAAACCCAAGAAUCUGGCGACCUCAAUGAAGAAUUAGUUAAGGCUGCUGCCAAUGGAGAUGUUGCUAAAGUGGAAGAUUUGCUAAAAAGACCAGAUGUGGAUGUAAAUGGGCAAUGUGCUGGCCACACAGCUAUGCAAGCUGCUAGUCAGAAUGGACAUGUUGAUAUUUUGAAGUUACUUUUGAAGCAAAAUGUGGAUGUAGAAGCAGAGGAUAAAGAUGGAGAUAGAGCAGUUCAUCAUGCCGCUUUUGGAGAUGAAGGUGCUGUUAUAGAAGUACUACACCGAGGCAGUGCUGAUCUAAAUGCUCGAAAUAAGCGCCGACAGACACCACUUCACAUUGCUGUUAAUAAAGGCCAUCUUCAGGUUGUGAAGACUUUAUUGGACUUUGGUUGCCAUCCCAGUCUCCAGGAUUCUGAAGGUGAUACACCUCUUCAUGAUGCUAUAAGUAAGAAACGCGAUGAUAUUCUGGCAGUUCUUUUGGAAGCUGGAGCAGAUGUUACCAUUACAAACAAUAAUGGAUUUAAUGCUCUACAUCAUGCUGCACUAAGAGGAAAUCCCAGUGCAAUGCGUGUUUUACUGUCAAAAUUACCAAGACCGUGGAUUGUGGAUGAAAAGAAAGAUGAUGGUUACACUGCUUUGCAUCUGGCUGCUCUAAAUAAUCAUGUAGAAGUGGCUGAACUCUUGGUUCAUCAGGGUAAUGCAAACUUGGAUAUCCAGAAUGUGAACCAGCAAACUGCCCUACACCUUGCUGUUGAACGACAGCAUACCCAGAUUGUUAGGCUUUUGGUCCGUGCAGGAGCCAAACUAGACAUUCAGGAUAAGGAUGGAGAUACUCCUUUGCAUGAAGCUCUGAGGCACCACACUUUGUCUCAACUCCGUCAGCUGCAAGAUAUGCAAGAUGUGGGGAAGGUAGAUGCUGCCUGGGAACCAUCAAAAAACACAUUAAUAAUGGGACUUGGUACUCAGGGGGCAGAGAAGAAGAGUGCAGCAUCGAUUGCCUGUUUCUUGGCAGCCAAUGGUGCUGACCUUAGCAUUCGAAAUAAGAAGGGUCAAUCACCACUUGAUCUCUGUCCUGAUCCAAGUCUCUGCAAAGCACUGGCAAAAUGUCAUAAAGAAAAAGUCAGUGGUCAAGUGGGUUCUCGGAGUCCUUCUAUGAUUAGUAAUGAUUCUGAAACCUUAGAAGAGUGUAUGGUAUGCUCAGAUAUGAAGAGAGAUACUCUUUUUGGACCAUGCGGACAUAUUGCAACCUGCUCUUUAUGUUCUCCACGUGUCAAGAAAUGCCUCAUCUGUAAAGAGCAAGUUCAGUCCAGGACAAAGAUUGAAGAAUGUGUGGUAUGCUCUGACAAGAAAGCUGCUGUUCUUUUUCAGCCUUGUGGACACAUGUGUGCUUGUGAGAACUGUGCUAGCCUAAUGAAAAAGUGUGUGCAGUGUCGCGCAGUGGUUGAACGAAGAGUGCCUUUCAUUAUGUGCUGUGGAGGGAAAAGCUCAGAAGAUGCCACUGAUGAUAUCUCAAGUGGGAAUAUUCCGGUGUUGCAAAAGGACAAGGAUAAUACCAAUGUCAAUGCAGAUGUGCAAAAGCUGCAGCAACAGUUGCAGGACAUUAAGGAACAGACAAUGUGCCCUGUGUGUUUGGAUCGUCUGAAGAAUAUGAUUUUCCUUUGUGGCCAUGGUACAUGCCAGCUCUGUGGAGACCGCAUGAGUGAAUGUCCUAUUUGUCGCAAGGCUAUUGAACGAAGGAUUCUUUUGUACUAAGAAGCCUAGAGUGUUUUGUUAGCUAAAGUAUAUGGUCACGAGAUCUUAGUAAGCUUUUAAGCUGCUUGGAAGUUGUAAUGAAUUAACUUGUACUUUCAUAAUUUCUUUACUCCAGGGUAAUUAGACUGUUAACUAUACUAGAACAACAGCCACAAAAUGCUGUACCUUACAGUGUUGGAAAAUAUGAAUUUUUUUUUUUUUAGUUUGAAGCAUCAAAUACAUAAUUCAUAGAUAAUUUACUUUGGGCUUCUAGGGGAAACAUCCUUGAAGAGAAAACACCCUUUUUGUUUCUAUUGCAUUUUCUCCUAUAAUUUACAAAUUUGUUAAACUGCAAAAGACCUAGUUCUGUAUAACAGGUUAUCCCUCGUGUAUCACAACUACAUCAUGAAAUGACACUGGUAAUUCUGAAAAGUCCUGCUUCAAAAGGAAGGGGCAAAUCAGACUAUUAGGUCACCUGUAUUAGGUGAUAAAUCCUAAGUACAAAUUCUGCAUGGCUAAGGAAGAAAGUAAUAAACUGUCUGUGUUUAAGACAACAAUUACCCAAAUGUUACUUUCUGAAUUUUUAGCAUAAAUGGAAGAAGCAUGGAGUAAGAAGAUGACCUUUACAUUUAGCUUAUUUUCUGGAUUUAAAAGGAUAAUUGUUUAACUGAAAUCAAUACACCAGUUUUAAAAUGCUGGCUAGAAAUGAGGAGAAAAAACUAGGCAAUCAUUGUGAAGAACUAAAAGGGGUGAACAAUGAGAGAAUAUCUAUAACUUAUUACCAAUUGAAUUCCUUAUAUUAAUUGAUAAUGUUUAGUUCAGCUAGCCUUU
This is a messenger RNA of Dipodomys spectabilis (banner-tailed kangaroo rat), 4623 nucleotides long. RefSeq names its product MIB E3 ubiquitin protein ligase 1 (gene Mib1). Lineage: Eukaryota; Metazoa; Chordata; Mammalia; Rodentia; Heteromyidae. The record is from RefSeq and is a predicted model, not a curated record. Gene Ontology annotation, molecular function: protein binding; ubiquitin-protein transferase activity; zinc ion binding. The transcript has 21 exons. Gene Ontology annotation, biological process: protein ubiquitination. Bases 793 to 3813 code for a protein of 1006 amino acids. Gene Ontology annotation, cellular component: cytoplasm.